CCGCCUGCCCGUGGCCGCGGGGUCCGGCGCCCGCAGCUCCGGGAGCCGAGCGGGCGAGCGCCGCGCACCGCGUCCUGCCCCGCGCGCAGAGGCGCCGCCGGGCCGCGCCGCCCGCAUGGACCUGCUCGUGGCGCUGCUGCUGGGCGCUGCGCUCUACCUGCCCGCCGCCGCCGACUUCGACGCGCGGUGGCCCAGGCAGAUGGUGUCGUCGGUUGGCCUGUGCCGUUAUGGUGGGAGGAUCGACUGCUGCUGGGGCUGGGUCCGCCGUCCCUGGGGACAGUGUCAGCCUUUCUACGUCUUAAGGCAGAGAAUAGCAAGGAUAAGGUGCCAGCUCAAAGCUGUGUGCCGGCCACAGUGCAAACACGGGGAAUGUGUCGGACCAGACAAGUGCAGGUGUCAUCCUGGAUACGCCGGGAAAACCUGCAGUCAAGACCAGCACCUCUACCCAACUCCUCUUGACCACGGCAGCGAACAGGCUUUUUCCCAACCCCCGGACCAGCGAGCCACAAGUGCGCCUUCAAGGGAUCUCAACGAGUGUGGCCUGAAGCCGCGGCCCUGCAAGCACAGGUGCAUGAACACCUACGGCAGCUACAAGUGCUACUGUCUCAAUGGCUACAUGCUGAUGCCAGAUGGGUCCUGCGCAAGUGCCCUGACGUGCUCCAUGGCCAACUGUCAGUAUGGCUGUGAUGUUGUCAAAGGACAGAUCCGGUGCCAGUGUCCCUCUCCUGGCCUGCAGCUGGCCCCCGACGGGAGGACCUGUGUGGAUGUUGAUGAAUGUGCCACUGGAAGAGCGUCCUGCCCUAGAUUUAGGCAGUGUGUCAACACUUUUGGGAGCUACGUCUGCAAGUGUCAUAAAGGCUUCGACCUCAUGUACAUUGGAGGCAAAUACCAAUGUCACGACAUCGACGAGUGCGCCCUGGGGCGGUACCAGUGCAGCAGCUUCGCUGGGUGCUACAACAUCCCCGGGGCCUACAGGUGCAAAUGUAAAGACGGGUACCAUGGCGACGGACGGAGCUGUGUGUAUAUUCCAAAAGUCAUGAUCGAACCAUCGGGGCCCAUUCACGUGCCAAAGGGAAAUGGCACCAUCUCAAAGGGAGACGGAGGACGCGGUAACUGGAUUCCUGAUGUUGGAGGUACUCGGUGGCCUCUGAAGACGCCAUAUAUUCCUCCUGUCAUUACCAGGAGGCCCACUGCUGAGCCAACAACAAGACCUACCCCAGAGCCCACGCCACAGUCUACCCCACCCCCACCCACACCCCCACCCACUGAACUCGGAACCCCUCCACCACCAGCAACCCCAGAAAGACCAACCACCGGACUGACAACCAUGGCGCCAGCUGCCGCUACAUCUCCAAGAGAGAGUACAGUCGACAACAGGAUACAGACAGAUCCUCAGAAACCCAGAGGAGACGUGUUCAUUCCACGCCAGCCUUCAAAUGACUUGUUUGAAAUAUUUGAAAUUGAAAGAGGAGUCAGCGCCGAUGAUGAAGCAAAGGAUGAUCCAGGUGUUCUGAUGCACAGCUGUAAUUUUGACCAUGGGCUCUGUGGAUGGAUCAGGGAGAAGGACCGUGAUGGGCACUGGGAACCCGUGAGGGAUCCAGCAGGUGGACAGUAUCUGACCGUCUCGGACGUCAAAGGCCCCGGGGGCAGGGCCGCCCGCCUGGUGCUCCCUCUGGGGCCCCUGGCGCGCCCGGGGGCCCUGUGCCUGUCCUUCAGGCACCGGGUGGCCGGGCUGCACUCCGGCUCGCUGCAGGUGUUGGCGCGCAGACACGGGGCGCACGCGGCGGCCCUGUGGGGAAGGAACGGCGGCGGCGGCUGGAGGCGGACGCACAUCACCUUGCGCGGGGCUGACGUCAAGAGCGUCAUCUUCAAAGGUGAAAAAAGGCGCGGGCACACUGGGGAGAUCGCACUGGAUGAUGUGAGCUUGAGAAAAGGCCACUGCUCUGAAGAACGGGAGCAACUCCACAACUAGCAAUGGGCUCCCGCGUUCCUCUCUCCUCUCUUCCCAUCCUCACCUCCUGUCCUCUCCUCCCUCUUAUCAGGCCUAGGAGAAGAGUGGUCAGUGGGUCAGGAGAAAGUCUGGUGGGUGACCCGCGUCUUGCUGGCCUGCUUUUGUGCAAUCUCAGUGAACAGUGACACUCUCCUUGAAGUAAAGGGGCGUCUGUAGACACAGCCCACCACCUUUGAGUGUUACCUGCCCUCCUGUCUCUUGGGAAGGCCUCGACACGUAUGACCUACACCAUCCUUCACCCUGGUUACAAGGUGUUCUUUGUAGCAGAUUGUGGGAGAAGUUUUCAAAAGAAAUCUGUGCAAAUGGCCAUCCUGUUAUCUGUUCAGUGUUGUACCAUGAGUAGAACUGACCUCCCUGAUGUAGUUGUACAAUGUGUGUGUGAAAUUGGUUUCUCCUCUUCACUGUUAGUUCUGGCCUGACCUGAACUCUGACUUACUGCCAUUCACUUUGUAAAGAAGGGCAUGUAACGUAGCAAGGUGCAUUUAUUCUUGUUAUCUGUAUUUUUCUUUUAAAGACAGUUAUGUAGAGUGGGCACGUAAUCUGUUGUUAGUAGUAGUGUGUUUUGUGUAAAUGUGCUAUUAAGUAGUUACGUGUCCCUAAUAUUCACAGACUCUAGUUGCAAGGGAAAGGCAGCUUGUAAUCGCUUGAAUUAAAAAAAUACACAGUGGCACGUCAUCCAGUUCCAUGACCUUGUGUCGGCAGCAAGAGAAAAUUAGGGGAGGCGUCAGGUUGUGGUGAUGAUGUGGGGGCGCCAGUAGGGGGAUGAAUUUUUCAUGGCCUUUGAGUUUGAUCAUCUGAAGGAUAGUAAACCAUACCGGUGGACAAGAAACUGCAGUUAACAUAUAAAACCCUCACUGUUUCAGGUCACACUUUAAAACCAACAGCUUUUACCAUAACAACAUGGCUCUCCCUGGCAAACCACAGGCAGCUCUGUAGAAGUGAAGGUUCUGUAUGGAAGCAGGUGAGGGGACGCGUGAGGGAAGCUCCGUGGGAUCAGAUUUCCGUACUAAUUUUUAAGUCCGUCUAAGUGUAGGCAGACCCAGCUCAUAACUGAUGUGCUCUCGUGUCAGGAGGGGAUGGGAGGCCAGUCCCUCUGUGAGGUGCUGGCCGUGCUGCAGCGGGAUGCAUACACACCCGCGCAGCCGGAGGAGACCGGGAUGCUGAGAUGCAUGAACCCCCGACUGCAUCUCCACCCUGCAGACGUUGCCUUCACAUUAAAACAACACGUGACUCAACAGUCAGCUUACUCCCAAAGCUUUUUUCCUUUCUGAUUAAGUAAUCAAAAUACUUUCUGCUGUUUUUGCCAGGAAUCACAAAGAUGAUUAAAGGGUUGGAAAAAAAAAAAGAUCUGUGAUGACAAAUUAAAGGAACUGAGAGUGUUUUCCCGGAGGAGAGAAGACUGAGGGCAAAGCAUUGCUGGUUUUCCAGUGUGUGCAGGGUGGGGAUAGCGCACACUGCCCCGUGCUCUCCACAUGCACUGAAAGUAGCACCAGAGGAAGCAGGCUGAGGCUGGAGGGCGAGGGAGCAUGUCCCAGCAGGGACAGUUGUUAAAUUUGAAUCCUUUGUUAAAAAAAAAAGUGAUUCUUUGGUUUUUGGUGGUUUUUUUUUUGGGAUGCUUUUAAAAAAUUUGUCUAUUUAAGAUGGCUAACGAUGUUCUUACCUAAAGGUAGAGUAACAGAUUACAGAAUCUCCCCAAAGGUGUUUGUUUGUGUCCUAUUACUAUGUAAUGACAAUCUCCUGAACUAAGUAAUUUGGAUGAGGCCAGGAUCUAACGCGGGCACUGCUUGCUUGGCCUCCUGUGGAGAGGGAUCAAAGGGGAAAGCCCACGAAAUGCUGAGCCCACGGAGAUGUCUCUCCCUUCAUGGCAAACCCAGCAGUAUUAAAAGAUAAUGCAAAAAAAAAAAAAAAUCCUAUUUAUUCCAAAAGAGAGUAUGAUGGACAGAUAUUAGUAUCUCAGUAAUGUCCUACUGUGGUAGUGUGUAUUUUUUUUUCUUGGUAAAGUUGUAACCCUUUUAUCUGCUCAGUGGAUGAUAUUUCAGAUUUUUAAAGAGACCAUAGCAAAGAACACAGCUGAGAGAGUUUUGUCUGGUACAUUCUCUCUGCAACGUGUGUGACGGCUUAAUGUGGCUACUGAUAAACAGGCCAUCCCAACGCCUCUGCCAGAGCCUGCCCUUCACCCAAUCGGUAUAACUGUUUCUCUUAUCACUGGAAUCUCCCAGCGUCCACAACAUAGGAAGGGUUUUUGAACAAUAGGUACAAUAGAAUAUCUUUUGUCAUUUGACUUAGUGGAGGCAGGCAGGAGGGGGACUAUAAAUCAGUGGGCCUUUGGGCAGGGGCCAAAAGAUAUGGCCUUAGAUCCAUGGUUAGUGACUCACUUCCUUUUUGGUCAUUUAACUGCAGGACUGAAGAAGAAAGGGGAAAAUAAUUGAGAAUUUCACUUUUAGGUGCCAAUAAUACAUUGCACUAAACUGAUGGAAGAAGUUAUCCAAAGUACUGUAUGACAUCUUGUUUAUUAUUUAAUGUUUUCUAAAGUGAAAAAUGUUAGUGAUUUUCCAAACAGCCAAAUGAAAAUAAUUCUUUGUAAAUAAAACACUUAAUAUCA
Equus caballus (horse) is the source of this 4613-nucleotide messenger RNA. RefSeq names its product nephronectin (gene NPNT). The record is from RefSeq and is a predicted model, not a curated record. Gene Ontology annotation, molecular function: calcium ion binding. NCBI's taxonomy places the organism in Eukaryota, Metazoa, Chordata, Mammalia, Perissodactyla, Equidae. Gene Ontology annotation, cellular component: membrane.